AGAGGCUAGGAGAUGCUGAGACCCCCACUCCUGGCCUUGUAAAUAUGUCGGUAACACGAGGUUAUCAUCAGUAGUUGCGGACACCUCAGCCGCACCGGCCCGAGUGUUGCACACAGAGCUCUCAGAGGCGCACAGGCACGGGAUCUGGGAGGCUGACCGUCAUCAUACUCUACAGCAAGGACAGGACUCAGGAUAAUGGACUCUUCAGGGACGUCUCAGGGGAAGAUGGGCUACGACAAUCCAGCCUUGGUGGGGUCAACGCCGUCACUCUCUCCACCGCCAUACUCGGAGAUUAAGAGUGAAAAGCAAGAGGCGCUGAAAACAGUAUUUGUCGUUCCAAGCUCUUCAGAGAAAACGCUUAAAGACGAAUACUACAACCCGUACGAGAACCGGGAGGUCGGACAUCCCGUUACGUUUUCGGAUGCACUGUUCCACAUACUCAAGGCCAGUUUGGGCACGGGGAUCCUUGCGAUGCCCAACGCAUUUCACAACGCGGGGUAUCUCGUCGGCUUCGUCGGGACUCUCUUUGUCGGCUUCCUGUGCACCUACUGUAUACACAUCCUGAUAUCGUCUGAGUAUGAGCUGUGCCGCAGAAGGAAGAAGCCGAGUAUGACAUACCCAGAAACCUUGGAGGCUGCGUUCCUAGAGGGUCCAGCCAGGUUUAGGUGGCUGUCGAGAUAUUCUGAUUUCGCUGCAAACCUGUUCCUUAUACUUUACCAAAUCGGAAGCUGUUGUAUAUACUUCGUUUUCGCAUCUACCAACAUAAAAGCUGUAGCAGAUCAAUACAUCCGCGAGCUGGAUGUCAGGAUAUACAUGCUGAUCUUGCUCAUCCCCUUUAUCCUCAUCAAUUGGGUACGAGACCUCAAGUACUUGGCACCCUUUUCCACGAUAGGCAACUUCGUCACCAUCAUCAGCUUCGGUAUCAUUGCCUACUACGUGUUUGAUGACAUGCCCCCCGUCACUAGCCGAUCUCCCGUGGCUCCGAUCGGCCGUCUCCCGCUCUACUUCGGUACCGUCCUCUUCGCCAUGGAAGCCAUCGGAGUGGUAAUGCCUAUAGAGAACGAGUUGGAUACACCGGAAAGAUUCGGGUCUUUCUUCGGCGUGCUCAACUGUGCCAUGCUGCCCAUCGCAGUUCUGUACACUGUGGUCGGCUUCUUCGGUUACAUUAAGUACGGGCCCGAGGCGGCAGGCAGUAUCACCCUCAACCUACCUUCAGACCAACUUUUAGCCCAGUCUGUGAAGCUGAUGUUGUCGUUCACGAUCUUCAUAACUCACGCGAUCCAGUGCUACGUUGCCAUAGACAUCAUCUGGAACCAGAAGCUGAAGAAACACGUGACAAAGAACGCGCUCUGGUGGGAGUACGUCACAAGGACACUCAUUGUCUUCAGCACCUUCUUUUUUGCCGCCGUGAUCCCCAACUUGGAACUCUUCAUCUCUCUGAUCGGCGCGUUCUGUCUGUCCACCAUGGGACUGUCCUUCCCCGCACUCAUCCAGAUGUUGACCUUCUGGGACUACUACCCGGGAUUCUGCGCCAAGUUCAUCUUCCUCAUAAAGAACCUGUGUAUAAUCGCCAUCGCCCUCAUGGGAUUCGUGAUAGGGGUGACAACCAGCGUCCACGAGAUCUACCUCAAGUUCUUCGCCGGAUUAUAACUCGAGGUUUGAGGAACCCAGAGGAAACGAUCUGCCUCGUCGUCACUGCCGUCCAUCCCUCUUCUCAUGAGGAACAGCAUUGGGUUAUGUAAAACAAAAAUCUAAAGAGCGGCCUGAUCUAUCUAACAAUUUCAUAAGAUCCGAAAUAACGGUGACCAUCAAAUACUGUAAGCUAUCGAUGGAAAUUAGAGAUGAAGCUGUAAUGGCGUUGUUUAUGCAUUGCGAGCUUGUAUUUUUGUUUUAAGUAUCAUUCUACUUAAAAAAAAAUCACUAGUUAGUAGCGGUAGGAAUAUCAUGUUAUUUUAAUUUAGUUUAGAAUGAAAUAUCUAACUUGUUUCAAGGACUCUUACAACCUGAGGAAACAUUACCUCUUCGAAUAGUUUUGAAUGGACAGUCAGGAGAGCAAUUGGUCUAUAACUAACUUGGUCAUAUGUGUGUGUGUCUUCGUGAUUAUUUUUAAAUUAGUUUGAUUCUGGCCAAUUUUAAAAUGUCUUUUUAAAAUGAAGACUGGCUUAAAUGAUUGGCAAGAGAUAUAGCCAACUCGUAGACUGAUGCUUAGUUGGGACUCCGUCCUAAUAACUAAACUAUUCACAAAACAUGUUUCAUGGUUGUUAUUACCUUGUAAGUACCUAUUACAAUCAAAAUAUUAUCUGAAUUAACGUUUAAGGAAAAUGUAGCAGUUUGUACGCAACAAGUGAUCUUGAAUGCUAGUCAGCAGAUGAACACUUUGAUAUUACUUCGUAACAUAGUUUUCACAUGUGCCUGUUGUGAUCAUCGGUGUAAUAUUUUAUGUACCAUACUUACCACAACUUCUUCCUUCGUGUGCAAUAAAACCGUUAAACAUCCAAAGUUAAGCGAUGUCCACAUGGAAUUGUGUGAUUAAUAAAAGUUUUCAAAUAUAAUAAAUGUUUACAUGUAUAAAAUUUCCUCUGCAUAACUGCUUUUAUCUCAUAUUUGUUGUUACAUUUUAUUAUUUAUCAAGUUUGAAUCAACCAAUCUCUUAUGAAUGAACUAAAGCUCAUUAAUGAUUGAACUUAGCACAUUUUUGUAGUCAUUCGAUUAAGUAUUAGUUAGAAUUGUCAAUUAUAUAACUAAGGUAUAAUGUAUGUGAUAAUGAACUGUGACUAUGGCUAAGAUUCAUGAAAUUUUGUAUGUAAUUGAGAUUUUGUUAGUUGAAUAAAAGUGAUUUUAAGUAACGGAUAACUGCUGAAACAUACAGCUGAAUGAUCAGUAAACAAAGAUUUUGAAUGAUUGUUAUAAUAAUAUUACUGUUAGUGUAAAUAUUGUACAUAUACUAUUUGUUUGUAGAGAAUGUCAGUACCUGUACACGGUUGUGAUCAACAGCAAUGAGUGUAAAUAAAUAUUUUAAAUAAAGUUUACAAUACAAAACUUA
Messenger RNA from Homalodisca vitripennis (glassy-winged sharpshooter), 3043 nucleotides. RefSeq names its product proton-coupled amino acid transporter-like protein CG1139. Gene Ontology annotation, molecular function: amino acid transmembrane transporter activity. Gene Ontology annotation, biological process: amino acid transmembrane transport. The record is from RefSeq and is a predicted model, not a curated record. Bases 196 to 1650 code for a protein of 484 amino acids. Gene Ontology annotation, cellular component: vacuolar membrane. NCBI's taxonomy places the organism in Eukaryota, Metazoa, Arthropoda, Insecta, Hemiptera, Cicadellidae. The transcript is spliced from 11 exons.